This is a messenger RNA of Pyrenophora tritici-repentis Pt-1C-BFP, 1644 nucleotides long. RefSeq names its product penicillin binding protein. NCBI's taxonomy places the organism in Eukaryota, Fungi, Ascomycota, Dothideomycetes, Pleosporales, Pleosporaceae. The record is from RefSeq and is a predicted model, not a curated record.
AUGAUUAUAUCCAUUGUAUCUAUUAUUUCCCUGCUAGUCCCUACGACUCUCUCCAUAUGUCCACCACCUGGCUCUAUACUUCCGCCACCGAUACUUGCUCCAAACACAUCAGAAUUCAACAUACCGGAGUCGCUUUUCAGCAACUUGACUUACCUGGGAGAGACUUCUUUUGCAAUCCAGGCGGCUAUCGGUAACACCACCAUCUUCCAAUAUGAACACUCUGCCCCAGGGCGCCAAGUCAACCAGUCUCUUUUCGAGACCAGGAUUCGUAUUGCUAGUGCAACUAAACUCAUCACUGCACUCGCAAUUGAGCUCAGCAGGGACGAGAUCAGUCUCGAAGACCCAAUUACCAAAUUUAUCCCUGGUUUAAAGGAGGAGUUAUACGGUGAUGUUACCAUCAAAGCAUUAGCGGACCAUACAUCCGGACUAGGCCGCUUCGGCUACACGGGAGACGUUGCAUACAGCAAAGGCGCAACCGCCCUAGGUCUACCAAACAUCACCAACACCCUCCCAGGCUGUGACCCCAUCCCCGGCGGCCGCACCUGUACCCCACAAGAACUCCUCGCCGAAUUCAACAACCCCGCCUACGCGCCACACUCGCCCAACGCACGCGCCCUAUACAGUAACAUUGGCUACAUCCUCCUCGGUCUCGCCCUAGAAGCAGCGCACAACCAGCCCUAUGAAACCAUCAUCCAAAAGCUCAUCCUUGACCCCGUUGGCAUGGAGAAAUCAACCUUUGCCUCACCCACCACAGACGACGGAACAGCACUUCUACCCCGACGACCAGAAGAUAAACCUUGGUUCGUCGCUGAUUUUGGGAACUUGAACCCGUCUGGUGGUCUAUGGUCUACACCGCGCGAAAUGCUCCUCUUGCUGCACGCCCUGCAGAAUAACCUCCUCCUCAGCGCUGCCGAACUGAGAGCUUGGAUGCAACCCACGACAUUUCUAGGCCGAACAAGCCAAGCCGUGGGUAUCGCGUGGGAAAUCUUUCGCAUCACAGACCUGCCUCUUGCGUUCCCGCGCGCUGUAGAUGUCUACACUAAGCUAGGUGGUGUGCCGGGUUACGGGUCUUAUCUCGUAUUGAUACCUGAGUUUGAUAUUGCGAUUACGAUUAAUGCGGCUGGCGGGGCGGGGGCUGCGACGUCGUUUAUUUGUGUGGAUUUGCUGGAUAGGAUUGUUAAGGCUGUGGUUCCUUGGGCUGAUGUGUUGGCGAGGGAGCAGGCGGAGGUAAAGUAUGCUGGGGCGUACAAGAUGGGUGGUACAUCUGGGUCCAACGACUCUGUCGUCAUUUCUGGUACUGAUGGACCUGGUCUGGCUAUCGACGCUAUGACUAUCAAUAAUGUGGCUGUUCUUCCAGCUCUUGCGGCGAGCCAGGGGAUUCCGGUGGAGAACUUUAGCGCGAGGUUGUAUCCUACGGAUCCGGAUUCGCUGGGUACGGAUCGGAAGAGUUGGAGGAUGCUACUUGAUCAGAAGGUACCGGCAGAGAAGCUGUUCGGGGAUAUGGAGUGCAUGGCCUGGAAUUUGGGUGAUCCACUGAGGUACGUGGGUGGGCCGCUUGAUACGUUUGUUUUUCACAUGGAGGGUGACAAGGUGGCUAGUGUGGAGUUGCUCGGUUGGAGGGUGAACUUGAUCAAGGUGGAUUGA